Messenger RNA from Kogia breviceps (pygmy sperm whale), 3953 nucleotides. It is a transcript of the gene USP40, whose product is annotated as ubiquitin specific peptidase 40. The record is from RefSeq and is a predicted model, not a curated record. Lineage: Eukaryota; Metazoa; Chordata; Mammalia; Artiodactyla; Physeteridae. Gene Ontology annotation, biological process: protein deubiquitination. Gene Ontology annotation, cellular component: cytosol; nucleus. Gene Ontology annotation, molecular function: cysteine-type deubiquitinase activity.
CAACAUGGCGGUCCCUGGUAGCGGCGCGUUCUUUCGCUUCGAGUUUUGGCCGGGGCGGGGGUCUGGGCUUUAGGCAGGUAGUAUUUAGUUUCACAAUGUUUGGGGACCUGUUUGAAGAGGAUUAUUCCGGUGUGUCAAAUGAUCAUUAUGGAAAAGGGAAGAAAUUAAAGACCAAAGGUUUGGAGCCACCUGCUCCUAGAGAAUUCACCAGUUUAAGUGGAAUCAGAAAUCAAGGUGGAACCUGUUACCUCAAUUCCCUUCUUCAGACUCUUCAUUUCACACCUGAAUUCAGAGAAGCUUUAUUUUCUCUUGGCCCGGAAGAGCUUGGUUCGUUAGAGGAUAAGGAUAAACCUGACGCAAAGGUCCGAAUCAUACCUUUGCAGUUACAGCGGUUGUUUGCACAGCUUCUGCUCUUAGACCAGGAAGCUGCGUCCACCGCAGACCUCACUGACAGCUUUGGGUGGACCAGUGAUGAGGAAAUGAGGCAACAUGAUGUACAGGAACUGAAUCGAAUUCUUUUUAGUGCUUUGGAAACUUCUUUAGUUGGGACCUCCGGCCAUGACCUCAUCAAUCGUCUAUAUCACGGAACCGUUGUUAACCAGAUUGUUUGUAAAGAAUGUAAGAAUGUCAGUGAAAAGCAGGAAGACUUCUUAGAUCUCACAGUAGCGGUCAGGAAUGUAUCAGGUUUAGAAGAUGCACUCUGGAACAUGUAUGUGGAAGAGGAAGUUUUUGACUAUGACAACUUGUACCACUGUGGGACUUGUGACAGGCUGGUUAAAGCAGCAAAGUCGGCCAAAUUGCAUAAGCUGCCUCCCUUUCUUACUUUUUCAUUAUUAAGAUUUAAUUUUGAUUUUGUGAAGUGUGAACGAUACAAGGAAACAAGCUGUUAUACGUUCCCUCUCCGGAUCAAUCUCAAGCCAUUUUGUGAACAGAGUGAAUUAGAUGACUUGGAAUAUAUGUAUGACCUCUUCUCAGUUAUUAUACACAAAGGUGGUUGCUACGGAGGCCAUUAUCAUGUGUAUAUUAAAGAUGUGGAUCAUUUGGGAAACUGGCAGUUUCAAGAGGACAAAAGUAAUCCAGAUGUGAAUUUGGAAGAUCUUCAAAAUGAAGAAGAGAUUGAUGAUCCAUUGAUGAUUCUAAAAGCAGUCUUAUUACAGGAGGAGAGUAAUCUAAUUCCUGUUGAUCAGCUGGGCCAGAAACUCUUGAAAAAGAUAGGAAUAUCUUGGAAUAAGAAGUACAGGAAACAGUAUGGACCACUGCGAAAGUUUUUACAGCUUCAUUCUCAGAUAUUUCUGCUCAGUUCAGAUGAAAGUACAGUUAGUCUGUUGAAGGACUGUUCUCUCCAGGCUGAGUCUGAUAUACGAAGAAAUGAUCAACAACUUUUGAAGACACUUACUUCAGAACCUCCAGGAUUCAAUGAUAGACCCUCCUGUCCCCACUGGUUUGACAUAAAUGAUUCCAAAGUCCAACCAAUCAAGGAAAAGGAUAUUGAACAGCAAUUUCAGGGUAAAGAAAGUGCCUACAUGUUGUUUUAUCGGAAAUCCCAGUUGCAGAGACCCCCUGAAGCUCGAGCUAACCCAAGGUACAGGGUUCCAUGUCAUUUGCUGAAUGAAAUGGAUGCAGCCAACAUUGAACUACAAAUAAAAAGGGCAGAAUGUGACUCUACAAACAAUCAUUUUGAAUUGCAUCUCCACCUCGGCCCUCAUUACCAUUUCUUCAAUGGGGCUCUGCACCCAGUCGUGUCUCAAACAGAAAGCAUGUGGGAUUUGACCUUUGAUAAAAGAAAAACUUUAGGAGAUCUUCGACAAUCAAUAUUUCAGCUGUUAGAAUUUUGGGAAGGAGAUAUGGUCCUUAGUGUUGCAAAGUUUGUACCAGCAGGACUUCAUGUUUACCAGACACUUGAUGGAGAUCACCUGACACUGUGUGAAAUGGAAAUUGCUGAUGGGGAAGACAUCUUUGUAUGGAAUGGGGUGGAGGUUGGCGGAAUCCAGAUUCCAGCUGGUAGUGACUGUGAACCUCUGCUUUUACGUGUUCUUCAUCCGGCAACAAGCAAUGAAGAAGAGGAGUGUCGGCAGUUGAUAGACUCUCCACAUGUCUUUCCGUCUAAUGCAGAAAUAGGUAGUGUACUCACAGCCUUUGCAAUCCCAGACGGAGUCAUCUUAGUCAACAACACUGAGUCUGUAGGUGAAGAGAGCUGGACCACCGUUCCCAAGGAGGACUGGAAGAAGACAUUCAGAGAGCAAGGUCUCAGAAAUGGAAGCUCCGUUUUAAUUCAGGAUUCUAAUGAUGGUAACAGUUUGUUGACCAGACAAGGGAAAUGGAUCACCAGUAUGAAUGAGAUUGACUGGCUCCAAGUUAAAAAUUUAUGCCAAUUAGACUCUGAAGAAGAGCAAGUUAAAAUAUCAGCAACUCUUAACACAGUGGUGUUUGAUAUUCGAAUUAAAGCCAUAAAGGAAUUAAAAUUAAUGAAGGAACUAGCCGAGGACAGCUGUUUGAGGCCUAUUGAUAGAAACGGGAAGCUUCUUUGUCCAGUGCCAGACAAUUAUACUUUGAAGGAAGCAGAAUUGAAGAUGGGGAGUUCAUUGGGACUGUGUCUUGGAAAAGCACCAACUUCUUCGCAGCUGUUCCUGUUUUUCGCUGUGGGGAGCAAUGUUCAGCCUGGGACAGAGUUGGAGAUCAUAGUAGAAGAAACAAUAUCUGUGAGAGAUUGUUUAAAGGUAAUGCUGGAGAAAUCUGGCCUUUCAGGAGACGCAUGGCAUUUACGAAAAAUGGAUUGGCGCCAUGAAGCCGGGGAGGCUUUAUGUGAAGAAGAUGCAGCACUGAAAGAGCUUAUGCUCUCUUCCGGAGACACUUUGCUUUUAAUUGAAGGAAAACUUCCUCCUCUGGGUUUCCUGAAGGUAGCCAUCUGGUGGUACCAGCCGCGGGGUCCCUUGCAUCACUGGAAGAGUCAUCAGGACCAGACAGACUGUACCUUUUCUCAAGCAGGGGUCUGGAGAGCUAAUUCCAUCCAAGAGGCUUCCAGUGAUGCGCGCGCGGAAGUUUCCCUCCGCUACUUGGGAGACGUUGAGAUCUCCGAAGAUGCCACGCUGGAGGAGCUGAAGUCCCAGGUCAGCCUCCCUCCUGCGCGCACCUUGGUGGUGGUCUGGCUGCUUCCCGCCAUGACCUUGCCCUCCUUCUCGGAGUUUUCCAUCCCAUCGCCCGCCUUCCUUAGAGCCUGGACGGUGGAAAGUAGGCGCCCCGGCAGGCUCUUACGAGUCCACUGUCAGCGGCUCAGGGAAUAUAAAUUGGGACAGAGAACUGAGAUCUGCUUAGAGCCCCUUCAGAGAGAAGAAAACUUGGGCCCCCAGCAUGUGCUGCUGAGGACACAGAUGCGCCUCCCUGGCAAGAGGGCAUAUGCCUUGCCCGUGGACUUGGUGUGGGACACUGCCCGAGGCUGGACCGCUGGCUCCCUGAGGCACCAAGUGGCCGAUUUCUAUUCUCUUCCCGUGGAGAAAAUUGAAAUUGCCAAAUACCUUCCUGAAAAGUUUGCGUGGCUUCCAGUACCUAGCCGGAACCAGCAAAUUACCAAGAGGAAAAAGAAGAAAAAGCAAGAUAAUUUGCAGGGGGCGCCUUAUCACUUGAAACAUGGAGAUACUAUUGGUAUUAAGAAUCUCCUGCUUGAGGAUGACGAUGACUUCAGCACAGUCAGAGAUGACAUUGGAAGAGAAAAACAGAAAGAGUUCGGUCUGGGGAAAAAGAGAAGCCCGGAAGCCCUUCGUGUGCGGAGCGGCGACGUCCCCUCGGGUGCAGCGACGCCUGCCCGCCCCCGUGGACCAGAAGCUUCUCUCUCCAUCCACGUCGGGAGCUUCCGGUGCUAGCACAGCGCCUCCGCGCUCCUGCUGCGGGUCCUGGCCCGUUGCCGGGCUUCUGCCCCGUGCGGACACGGACCCAGAGCCCUGCUGUGUCACGAGCAA